UCUAUGAGGAAUACGUUAGGAAGAAAAUGUCUGAGUAGUUCCUUUUUAACAUUCAAAAUAAUAAUUUAAGGAAAGCUACCACCGCAUUAGUGUAAUUAGUUGUUCGCGGACUGCGCUGCAAUGAUUUGAUUACAUGUUAGCUAAAUUUGACUGCUUCGCCAGUUUUGGGCGGGAAAAAAUUGCUAAACCUUUUUAUUAAGAACUCCAGUGCAAGAAAAUACAUCAUGACAGAGAAAAGCAAAAUAAAUAUAUUAGUACAGAAUAUUUCAGAUGCACUAAAAGCUUUGGACAAUUGCAGUAUCCUUGAAGAAAUACCUAGUGGUGACUGGGAAGAUGAAAUUUUGAAUGAGUUUAAAAGUAUAGUUUCUGAUGUGUGUACUAAACUUGAUUCUCUUAAAUUGGCGGUUACUAAUAUUUCUGAAUACAGAAGUAAAAAUAGUAAAUUAGAGAACAGAUGUAUCCAAGAAGAUUUAGUAGAACUGUCUGAAGGUACAAAGGGAAAGGAGACAGAUGAGGCUGAUGCUACACCAGAUAAAAUAGAAAAACCAAUAAUAAUAAAAAUUAAAAAUCGAAGAGUUGUUACUGAUGCCAAUGAAGAGAACUCUAUUGAUGUAAAUGAUCAUGAAAGACAAGCUAGAAGUGAGUCUAUCACUGAAGGUGUGGAAAGUGAAGAUGUGUGUAGUAGUGGUGAUGAUAUAUUAGAUGUGAAACACAAAAAUAAAAAGUCAAGAAAAAAUAAAAAAAACCUUGACAAAUCGAAAAAUGGUAAAGCUAACAUAGAUGAGUCAAAUCAGAACAACCAAAAUUCUUCCGAUGUGUUAGAGAGUGAUAUAAAGAAAACUAAUCCUCCUGAAAAUGACAAAGAAACUUUGAUAGAAAACCAGAAUGAUCUCCAUAUUGAAAAUGGAAAUUUAUCUAUUGAAUCUAACUUAAUCGGCACUAUUGACUGUGAGAGAGCAGAAGAUAGUAUGGAACCAAACAAAGAUGCAAAUGAUUCAAAUAUUGGUGAAGAUUCAGAAAAAAGUGCUAAUUGUUUAGAAAACCAUGCAGAAAACAAUGAACAGAGUCAAAAAACAGAUUUGGAAUUUAGCAAACCCUUAAUUAAGUUGGUUGAUAUUAAGAAAUUGAUGGCUCCCGGUGCUAAACCUAUUUCUGCUGAUUUGGAUAAUUCAGUUAUAAUUUUAACAAGCUCUGAUGAGGAAUUAAGGAAGGAAAGCACUAAAGACUCAUCAUCAAGUCUUACAAAAGAUAAUUCCAAGAAAACAAAUCGAAAAAAUUUUAAAUUAGAACAAAGCACUAUAGAUAUUGAUUCUUCUGAUCCUAAUUGCAGAAAUCAUAGGACUACAAGAAGACGAAAGGAUAUAAAGGCAAAGUCUAGAAUAUUUAAUGAACUUGUUGCAGAACGAACUAGACUUCGUAAGAAAAAAAGUUUGGAGCUUGGAAUUACUUCUGAUUCUGAAAGUGAAAGUUCUAAGAAGGUAAACAAGAAAAUGAGAAACAGAAAAGUUGAAGCCAAAUCAACAACCACCACUAAGACAAACAUUGAAGAUAAAGUAUUACAAAAGACUUCAAUUAAAAAUAAUGAACUUGCAGAAGAAAGUGGUGUAUCUGACCGUAGUGACAACGAUAGUCUUCCUCUAAUUGAGAGAGUACAAAAAUCAACCAAAGAUAUAAUCAGGAGAUGCCCUCAUGAAAGAGAUCUAAAAUUUAAAAGUAGGGUUUAUAUUCCUUUGCCUAAAUUUAGAUGUGAAGAUUUACCAAAUUUGUAUUUGUAUAAAAAGGAAUUACUUAAAAUAAAAAGGAUAACUGAUAUUGAUUUUGCAAGUAAUGGAGAUUCACCACCCCUCAUCAGUGUAAGUGAAAAAGUUGAUAAACCUAAAUCUCAAAACUGCAAAAGAAAAGUAUGUGUAAAAAACAGUGAACAUUUAAACAGUAACACAAGAAUCUCCCAAUCAGAAGAAAAGGAUCUGACAGAAAAGGAAAACCAAGCAUUUGUUGAGAUGCCGCAAAUAGUACAAGAUGGUGACACAUCUGACAAUGAAAAGCAAUCUAACAAAGAAAAUUGCAAGUUAAACACAGGACAUAAUGUUGGAGACAAAAGUGAGGAAGUAAAUGUUAAAGAAAAGAAAAGGAAACGAAAGAAUGAUGGGAGCUGUAGUGAAGGAGAUGAAAAGACUCAAACUUCAAAGUUGAAAAAGGAAAAAUUACUUACAGAAAAGUUAAAUUCCAGCGAUUCUGAAGGGGAAAUAACUAAAUCCAAAAGGAAAACAGAUAUGAAAAUUAAGAAAAAAAAGAUUAUUUCUGAUUCUGAAUCUGAUUGUGAAGGGAUCAAUACAGAGGAUGCAAUCAAACAAUUAGACGAUAAUAUUUCAAAUGAAUCUGACAAAGAGCCUCAAGCCUCAAAAAAAUUAAAAAAGAAGAUCAGGAAGGUUAUUUCAGAUUCUGAAUCAGAUACUGAUAAAAGUAAAAGUUCAAGUGAAUCUGAGCAUGAACAAACAAAUAAAAAUGAGCCAGAAAGCAAAAACGCUUCCCGUCGCAGGGUAAAACGUACAAAAGAGAGCAGUAGUAGUGAGGAUGAAGACAAAUCUACUAGAAAGACUAUACGCCGGAUGUUGGAUAAAGAUUCUUUAUCUGAAACUACAAAACAGGCUGAGGCUGAUGAAAAAGAAAGAAAAAUUCGUAUUGCAGAAAAGCAGAAAAAGUACAAUGAAAUAUUUCAACUGAAAUCAGAUGCUGCCGUGGAAAAGGUCAUUUUAGAUUUUGAUGAAAAAGAAGGCAAAGAGCUACUAUGCGUUAGCAAAAAACUUGUAAAACAUUUGAAACCACACCAGGUGAACGGCGUAAAAUUUAUGUGGGAUGCUUGUUUUGAAUCUCUUGAACGUGUGAAAAAAAAUGAAGGAUCUGGUUGUAUUUUAGCUCAUUGUAUGGGUUUGGGAAAAACUCUGCAGGUAAUAACGUUGUCUCACACUCUAUUGACAAACAAAAAGAAAACACAAGUGGAGAAAAUUAUGGUAGUCUGCCCGGUAAACACUGUUCUUAAUUGGAAGGCAGAAUUUAAAAAAUGGCUGCCUGAGGAAGAGUUCGAAAUAUUCGAUCUUGUGUCAUGUAAAACAUCAUCAGUAAAUUAUGAAAGAAGCAACAUUGUGCAAGAGUGGCAUGAGGAUGGCGGUGUGCUCAUUAUUGGUUACAACAUGUUUCGAAAUUUAAGUAAUCCCGUGUAUAAAGCGAUUCCAAAGAAAUUAAGGCACACAUUUCAGAAAGGAUUGGUCGACCCGGGUCCUGAUCUGGUUGUAUGUGAUGAAGGCCACUUGCUGAAAAAUGAAAAAACCAAUCUAAGUAUAGCAAUGAAUAGAAUAAAAACUUCUCGAAGGAUUGUGCUAACAGGAACUCCUCUUCAAAACAAUCUCAAAGAAUAUUGGUGUAUGGUGCAGUUCAUAAAACCAAAUCUGUUGGGGACAUACAAAGAGUAUUUAAAUAGGUUUGUAAAUCCUAUUAUUAAUGGCCAAUAUACUGAUUCAACUCCUCAUGACAUAUCCAUUAUGAGAAAGCGAUCUCAUGUAUUGCACAAGCUUUUGGAUGGUGUCGUCCAAAGGCAGGACUAUGCAGUAUUGGCGCCGUAUCUCCCUCCUAAGUAUGAAUAUGUGUUAUUUAUAAAGUUGUCAGAAGUUCAAGCAAAACUAUACAUGCAUUACAUGAAGAAUUUUGCGCAGAAAAGAAUAGAGGGUUCUAGAAAUACAUCAUUCCUCUUUACUGAUUUUCAAGAGCUACAAAGGAUAUGCACCCAUCCUAGAGUCCUUUUGGAUAAGAGUGUUGAAGAUAAAGACAAAAAUCUCAUUACUGAUGAAGAAGAUUCGGAAGGUUCUUUAAAAGAUUUCAUAGACGAUGGCACUUCAGAAGAGGAGGAAAGCUCAGGCACUUCAACUUCUGAGAGUGGUUCUGCCUCAGACUCUGACAAUUCAUUAAAAAAGAACAAAAAGAAGAAAAAAAAAUCUAAAGCAACGCGUCUGACACGAGCUCAACGAGCUCAAAAGAGGGAGAAUGGUGAUAUGUCAGACAGUGAUGUAGAAAUUUCUGGACCUAAAAUGUGGUGGCAAGAGUUCAUUGAUGGCGAUGAACUGAACAAUCUCAAUCACAGUUCAAAAUUAUUUUUAUUGUCCAAAAUAUUAACUGAAUGUGAGGAAAUUGGUGAUAAAGUGUUAGUUUUUUCACAGUCCUUAUAUACUCUAAAUUGUAUCGAAUAUUUCCUACAAAAAAUUGAUGAUGCAUCCCAAUCUAACGACACUGAAAAGCUUGGGGGACAUGCUUCUUCUUGGUCUUUGGGUUUAGAUUACUUUAGGUUAGAUGGAUCUUCAAGCUGUGAUAACCGUGCCGCAUGGUGUGAUUCAUUUAAUAAUCCCGAGAACACAAGAGCACGAUUGUUUUUGAUAUCAACUAAAGCCGGCGGUUUGGGAAUAAAUUUGGUUGCGGCUAACCGAGUAAUCAUUUUCGAUGUUUCCUGGAAUCCUUCACAUGAUAUCCAGAGCAUAUAUAGGGUAUACAGAUUUGGUCAAACCAAACCGUGUUAUAUUUAUCGAUUUGUUUGUUAUGGUGCGAUGGAGAUGAAAAUAUAUGAAAGACAAGUUACAAAACAGGCUAUUUCAAAAAGAGUGAUAGAUGAACAGCAAAUCGACAGGCAUUACAGUCAAAAUGAUAUAAUGGAGUUGUACAAGGUAGAUUUGGAUCCGAAAGACAGACCAAUCCCUUUGGUUCCAAAAGAUGUACUGUUAGGAGAAUUACUCCAAAAUCACGAAAACAUAUUGUUUAAAUACCAUGAACAUCAGUCCUUAUUGGAAAAUAAAGAAGAGGAAUGUCUGAAUGAAGAAGAACGCAAAGCUGCCUGGGAAGAGUUUGAAAAUGAAAAAGUAAUGCGGAAAAAUACAGUUACCAAUUUCGGCGGCAUAACUGGCAUGCAGGCGUUCAAUAAUACUUUGGCUUACUCGCCUCAGAUUAUUCAGGUGGCUUUGGCUAACAUCGUUCGUAAAGAUAAUCCGACCUGGUCUGAAAUCCAAAUUAAGGGAAUACUGCCGGCACUUGUGCAGCAGUUGCAGAUGCAGUUAACAGCACAAGACUAUACAAUGUACAACCGCGUGCAACAAGAAAUCAAGCUAAUGCAGGCAGUGCAAGCUCAACGUAUGCGAGAACAAUAUUUCCAGCAUCAAAUACAGCAAAUGAUUCAAAAGCAGCAGCUGCAAAAUCAAAUGUUGGGCAAUUUAAACGUCGAUCCGUCGAUUCUCUCAAGACAAGUACAAGGUGGCGGCUCCUCCCAUAGUAAUAUUCGUCCGGUACAAAAUCCAGUCGGAAGACCUCAAAGAUCUACAGCUAAGGCAGAUCAUGUAAUCGAGUUAAAUGACUGACAGUAAGGAACUAUUUUAGAUAGGAACUUAGGAUUACCUUGAGAAUAUCUACUUAAUAGCAUCAAUGGUUUGGUGUGUAAUACCAUUUACAAAUGUUCUGUAUCCCUCCUGCGUUGGUUGCUUUUGAAUCGAACUUGCUGACUUUUCACCUGUUGGUUUCUUCAAAGUUAAACUGAUACUGUUUCAGUUCAAGUUCAACCCACUCAGGUGGAAUCCAGAAGUAUUUUAUAGUAUUGCUGGUUUAAAUUCUCAUCUAAAAAGUGUCUAUUUAGCAUUUACUCUUUCUUGAACCACAGUAAAUCGGGUAAAACAAAAUAGUCACGCUGGCAACAUUAAUUUCACAUUUUAGACCCACAUAAAUUACAUUCUCACAUUUAAAAAUUUAUUAAUAUUCCCUUAGAACUUUCUUAGAUAUGUCAUAUGGUCAAUCCACCUCUUCAAGUUCAAGAUUUAAAAAUAACAAAAUAAAAAGUAUAAUUGUUUCCGAAAAACUUUGGAAAUGGAAACUAAAUUAUUUUGCCUUAUUUAUAUGAAGUAGCAAUUCUCAAGAUUGUGUAUAUAAUUCAUUAGUCUGUGUUGUACACCAAGCGAAUAUAUUAUAUUUUUUCUUAUUGUUUUUUACUUUUGUGCGUUUUUUAAUUUAUAUGUUGUAAAUAGAUCUUUUGUGCUCUGAUCAAAUGCAUUUUAAAAUAAAUAAAUGUUUUUGUGAUAUCCUAGAUGCGAAUUAGUUACUUUAAAUAUUAAUAUUUUUUUUCGCUAUCCACGCAAGCAGCAAGGUAAUUUUAUACAAAAACAAGUAUGAUUUGGUCCUAUCAUUAAACUGUGGCAUAUAGAACUGCCGCCUGAAAUUGGGCCUAAAUAAUACUUUUGCUAUAACAUGCCUUAAAUUUCAGAAAAAUUAAUCUCACAGACAUGCAACUAAAAUUAACUUCCUUGAAAUACAACCACAAAAGCAUAAUACCAAAAAUGAACUUUCUAACCUGAUUAUCCAAAUUUAAAGAAGUCACAACGUAAAAAGUACAACAGCAAAGUGGGCCGAGAUUGUAGAAUAUUGAAUAUGAAAUGGCAAUC
Cylas formicarius (sweet potato weevil) is the source of this 6464-nucleotide messenger RNA. RefSeq names its product transcriptional regulator ATRX homolog. Bases 225 to 5393 code for a protein of 1722 amino acids. NCBI's taxonomy places the organism in Eukaryota, Metazoa, Arthropoda, Insecta, Coleoptera, Brentidae. The record is from RefSeq and is a predicted model, not a curated record. The transcript is spliced from 20 exons. Gene Ontology annotation, cellular component: nucleus. Gene Ontology annotation, molecular function: ATP binding; ATP-dependent chromatin remodeler activity; ATP hydrolysis activity.